AUGGAAAAACCAGCAUUGACCCAAGUCACGGCUGGUUGCAAACCCUUGACCACAUUUGUACAGACAGACACAAACUCUUUCAGAGAGGUUGUGCAGAGACUGACAGGCCCAUCAGAGCCCAAUAAUGUAGCCCAACAAGAGAUCCCUGCAACAGGCAACAAGAUAACGGGCCCAAAGAGGCAGACCUCAACACCACCGCCGCCAACAACAACAACAACAACAACAAAGCCCAAACUCCACGAGAGAAGGCAUUACAUGAGGCCCAAGCUUGAGAUAGUCAAGCCCACUUUACAUUUCAGGCCACCUUCUUCACCCACUGAGAAGAACCAGGCCUUGUCACCCUCCCAAGUGGGCCCAAAUUUCCUAUCAAGCCCAUUGGGGACUCCCUCAACAAUAAUGUCAAAUCUGACCAUAGAAGAGAGCAAUAAGAAAGGUGAAUCCGGAAUGGAAUGUGUGUUGAACAGCCAAGAGGAAGAGAGAGCCAUUAAAGAAAGGAGAUUUUACUUGCACCCAUCACCUAAGGGUAGACCACCAGGAUACGCUGAACCAGAGUUGCUUACUUUGUUCCCUUUAACAUCUCCCAAGACAGAUGAGAAAAACCCAUGA
This is a messenger RNA of Morus notabilis, 606 nucleotides long. Its product is annotated as VQ motif-containing protein 31. The transcript has a single exon. The record is from RefSeq and is a predicted model, not a curated record. The coding region runs from base 1 to 606 and encodes 201 amino acids. NCBI's taxonomy places the organism in Eukaryota, Viridiplantae, Streptophyta, Magnoliopsida, Rosales, Moraceae.